AUGGCAGACGAUGCACAUUCAGUGGAAGAACAUAUUGAUGUUGACAUCACAAAGGGUCUAAAUGAACACUCCACAAAAUCGGUGAUGGUGUCUGGGGCCAUUCGAGGGAAUAAACGGGUGACGGAAAUGGUACCUCAAACCAGUAGGUCAAUGGCUUCUCCUCCAACCCCCUCGAAUAAUUCACGAACAGGCACCAAGGUUGCAGGCAGCGAUAGCCAGGCCGUCCAGGUUAAGAGUUCUAUGGACUUGAGGAACUUGACCUACCACAAUUGGUGCGCUAAAAGGGAUCAAAAAUGCACACAAGAAAAGCGCCAGCAAAAGGAGCGACUCGCGGCCCAGGAGGCGGAAGUGAAUAGACAGAAAGAAGAAAGAUUGAGGCAAAACCAACGAGUUUUCUCGAUGUGGAUGGCGAAGAAAAGGGAGCAAGAGGCAGCAAAACAAAAGCAACAACUGCAAGACGCGAAGCAGAAACAGGAGGAAGAAGAGAACAAACGCAAACACAAAGCAGAAGCAGCCAAGUGUCUUGUGGUCGCCAUGAUCACCCAUGGUAUUCUGUUGCAGGCUUUCGAGGCUUGGAAGACCACAAAAAGCAAACAAGUAGAACGGAGGAGCUCUGCUUGUGGAACCGAUCGAGGAACGACAGACGAGGAAAGAAAGCGGAAGUCGGAGAAAGAGGCUGAAGCAAAAGCGGCCUUCGAGGCAUGGCAGAGGCAAAAGAAUCAGAUGGCGGCAGAAGCGAAGCAGAAAGAAGCGCAAAAGGCGCGACUAGAAAAGCGAAAGAAGCUCGAAGAGGAAGCCAGGCGGAAAGAACGCGCGAAGGCUUCCUACGCUCAAUGGGAGGCCCAGAAGUCGAUCACUGUCUCCUCUGCUGAUCUUAACAACCACAGUUCAUUGCGAAUCGCCGGCACAUCAGACUUAACGACGCGACGACCAUUCGUGUACUGA
Molecule: messenger RNA, 945 nt
Organism: Mesocestoides corti
Lineage: Eukaryota; Metazoa; Platyhelminthes; Cestoda; Cyclophyllidea; Mesocestoididae
Source: the annotation of a GenBank genome assembly